AUGCAUGUUGGCGCUUUUAAAUCAUUCGGGAACGUAGAUGCAGAAUUUGUAACCCGCCCUGCGCUGCGAUGCUGGGGUAUCGGAUCUGUUCCGCCCCCCCGCCUCUUCCAGACCCUGCUGUCUUUCCUCAAUCCCGGCGCCAACCGGCUCCGGAACCUGAUCUGCGAGGUGCUGGACAUGGACCUGAUCCGGCAGCAGGUGGACAACGAGGCCCUGGACAUCCGCGCGCUGGCCGACUACAUCGUCUUCAUCAUGGGGAAGCUGUGCGCGCCCGUGCGGGACGAGGAGGUCCGGAAGCUGAAGGAGAAUUCUGGGAGCGUCGUGUCCCUGUUCAGGGAGAUCUUCCGCGUCCUGGACCUUAUGAAGAUGGAUAUGGUCAAUUACACCAUCCAGAGCCUCCGGCCUCAGCUCCAGUACCACUCCAUUGAGUACGAAAGAGCCAAGUUCCAGAGCAUCGUGGAGAAAACUCCCAGUGCGCUGGACCACACGACUGAAUGGAUAAAGGAGACGAUAGAGGAGUUGAUGUCUGCCAAGCCCGUCGCCACCCAGGAGUCCGGACCUCCGAAAGCCACCAGCGCCAUCCCCAGCCCGAUUGUGGUACUGAACACGGGUUACGUGAAGCUGCUGAGCUGGGACUACCGGAAGAGAGCGCUGCCGGAGACCCUGAUGACCGAUGAGGUCCGUCUGCGGGAGCUGCAGCAGAGGCUGGGCCUGCUCAAGGCUGUGGCUUGCGUCCUGCUCGUUGUCUACAAUACCGUCGGCGGGUCCGUCUCGGGGCUGCCUGCGCUGGCAGACCGGCUGAAGAGGAUCGCCAGCAUUCUCCUGGAGGGCAUGCACAGCCCGUCCUUUAACAUGACGGAGGCUCUUGAGAAUGUCAGUACUCAGAUUUGUUCAGAGCUGAACAAGUCUCUAUCUGAGCGUGGCUAUCCUGCCCUGCCUGCUGAGGUCCAGCUCUCACUGAAGGGACAGAUCUGCAGCAUUACUGAGGAGAACAACCCCAUCAGCAGCCUGAUAGAUGAGAGGGUCCAGCUUUACUUCGGACGCUUCCUUUGCACUCCCAACUCCCACCCCGCCCCCCCCACCGUUCCCGGAGGCCUCUCCUUCGUUCAGCCGGAGCUGGCGGAGCUGGGAGCCCACUUCGCCAGGGUGGUGCGCUUCAACAUGCAGGUGUACAGCCCCUUCUACACCGGCAUCAUGCGGAAGCUGCUGUUCAGCGCCGCGCCAGGGCCCGCGGCUGCCGGAGCAGCCCAGGCCCCUGUAGCCACUGGCUGAGCGGCGCCGGACCAUGCCUUAUGGACGCGGUGGACACGUCCCACGGCCUUGCAUGCGUUUGUAUUUAACUGUUGCCCAGUUACGAGAGAGAUUCUAUUUUUAGACCUGGAAUAUCAUGUUUUGUGUUGUCCCAACCAUUAUCCCCCUGCUUCACAGUCGAGCCCCGAACUGCAUCCUGAUUCCCGAACAUCUGGUCCUUACAUUAGCCUUCUCGUUUGAUGCUAGGAUGUAGUAUCACGUCUGUGUGCGUUGACCGUUGCGUCUAGGAUCUGUUAAAGUAGCCCGUGCAGUAGCUGUAGUAACUACGUCUGCUGGCGUCAUGUUGGAUGUGCUGCACCUGUACAAAGUCCUGUGUGGUGUUGGUUACAUUUCAGUUGUGGUUAGCGUGAAGCCUGGGGAAACGUGUUGCGUUUUGCAAUGCAGGCACGAGUGGUUGGUGUGCUAAAAAAAGAUGUCAUUAAUGACCAGUCCUGCCAGUUAUGUUCUUUUGGGAGAACGUUAUUUAAAUAUUUAUGUACACGGAUCGGAAAAUAAAUAGGGUACAUUCUCGUUACAAAACGGAAUUGCCAUUUAUAUAUUUUUAAAAUAAAGGGAAAUUGUAUAUACCAUUUUACAGAAAUAUUAAGAAUAUUCUAAUUUGACCUGAUGGAAGUCCUUAAUGCUUUAUCCAACUUGCAUACUAAAGUGAACAAAUGUAUAGCACAAAGACUGAAGAGAAAAUUAAAUGCCAAUUUUCGUACCAGCAAAAGGCUUCAUGUUUUUGAUUGAAGAUACCAGAUUUGGUCAGAAUGAUGCAAUCAAAUAAGUUUUUACAAUGCAAGAUGUUCUUUUAAAAAAA
This is a messenger RNA of Lepisosteus oculatus (spotted gar), 2110 nucleotides long. Lineage: Eukaryota; Metazoa; Chordata; Actinopteri; Semionotiformes; Lepisosteidae. The record is from RefSeq and is a predicted model, not a curated record.